AAAAUUGUAAAAUUGAACUACGUAGAUAUUUUGGGGCUUUAGCUACUUUACCCUAAAGCCGCCCUUGACUGCCGGUGUACCUCCAUCUCACGGCGGAGUGUGUCAAUUUCUUCCUGCUUUUACCCUUGAGCUUCCGGCGGUGUGCCUGCCAUGGGAAUGAUGGAGAUAGAUGGACGUGAAAGAAGUGUUGAUUCGGAGAGAUGGGAAGAUGAUAUGGAAGAAAGCGGGUAUGAUAAAUCUAAGGAUUCUUCGAGUAAGCAUCGAAGUAGUAAGGAUAAGGAUAGGAAAAGUAGUAGUGGACGAAGAGAAGAGAAAGAGCAUAGAAGAGAUCGGGAGAAGAGUAAAGAGUUGGAGAAGGAUCGUUCGUCAACUCGUGAUAGAAGGAAGGAAGAUCGUAGAGAUCGUGGAAAAGACCGGGAGAGAGAUAGUGAACGGGGAAGAGAUAAGGAACGAGAUCGGGAUACUGACCGGGAGAGAGACAGUGAACGGGGAAGAGAUAAGGAACGAGAUCGGGACAUUGACCGGGAGAGAGAUAGUGAACGGGGAAGAGAUAAGGAACGAGAUAGGGAGACUGAGCGGGUGAGGAGCAGCAAGGAUAAGGAUAGUGAGAAGGUAAGAGAUAGGAAAAAGGAAAAGGAAAGAGGUAGUAGAGAUGGAGCUGAGAAGGAGAAGGGGAGAGAUAGAGCUAAAGAAAAGGGGAAGGAAGUGGAUGAGGAUGAUAAGGAGAGGUCAAGAGAUAAAGAUAGGAGCAGCCGUAGGCAGCGAGAUGAGGGUCAUGAUAGGAGUAAGGACAAGGACAGGCGGAAGGAUGAAGAUUCUGAUUAUCGCUAUGCAGCUAAGCAGGAAAUUGUUGUUUCUCAUGAAGAUGAGGAGAGGUCACAUAACAAUGCAGUUGAAACAGGUGGAGCACAAUCUGCUGCUGCCGCUUCGGAGCUGGAGGAACGCAUUCUGAAGAUGAAGGAAGAGAGGUUGAAGAAAAAAUCAGAAGGUGCUUCUGAGGUGUUGGCGUGGGUUAGCAAGAGCCGAAAGAUUGAGGAGAUAAGGAAUGCUGAGAAGGAGAAAGCCUUACAGCUUUCGAAGAUUUUUGAAGAGCAGGACAAGAUGAAUGAAGAAGAAAGUGAUGAUGAGGAGAAUGCUCGGCUAGCUGCAAAAGAGCUAGGUGGGAUGAAAGUACUCCAUGGGCUUGACAAAGUAGUCGAAGGUGGGGCUGUUGUCUUGACACUCAAAGAUCAGAGCAUACUUGCUGGUGAUGAUGUUAAUCAAGAGGUUGAUGUGCUUGAAAAUGUGGAGAUCGGAGAACAGAAGCGAAGGGAUGAUGCUUACAAGGCUGCAAAAAAUAAAACAGGGAUCUAUGAUGACAAGUUCAAUGAUGAACCUGGUUUUGAAAGGAAAAUAUUACCAAAGUAUGAUGACCCGGCAGAAGAGGAGGGAGUUAUUCUUGAUGCAACUGGAGGUUUCAGUCUUGAUGCAGAGAAGAAACUGGAGGAGCUACGGAGAAGGAUUCAGGGGCCUUCCUCAAUAAAUCGGAUGGAAGACCUCAACUCUUCUGGGAAAUUAUUGUCCGACUACUAUACUCAAGAGGAAAUGGUUCAAUUUAAGAAGCCCAAGAAGAAAAAAUCACUGAGGAAGAAAGAGAAGAUGGAUCUAGAUGCCCUUGAAGCGGAGGCCAAAUCUGCUGGAUUGGGUGUCAGUGAUCUUGGUUCUCGCAAUGAUAAGACAAGGCAGGUCCUUAAGGAAGAAAAGGAGAGAGCAGAUGCAGAGACGAGGAGCAAUGCUUACCAGGCUGCUUAUGCCAAGGCUGAAGAGGCAUCCAAAGCACUUCGACCCGAUAAAACUAAUAACAACCAGAGAGAGGAAGAUGAUGCAGUAUUUGAUGAUGAUGAUGAGGAGCUUAGAAAAUCCUUAGAAAGAGCCAGAAAACUUGCAUUGAGAAAGCAAGAGGGCCUUGCCAAAACCUUUCCAGAGUCAAUUGCUUCGCUUGCUGCUUCCCGUGCAAAUGAUUCAAUGGUGGAUAAUUCAAGUUCUGCAUCUGGAGAGGCACAAGAGAACAAGGUUGUCUUCACAGAGAUGGAAGAGUUUGUCUGGGGGCUUCAGCUUGAUGAAGAGGAACAAAAACCUGGUAGCGAUGAUGUUUUCAUGGAGGAAGACGUGCUACCAAAACCCUCUGAUGAAGAACUGAAGAGUGAGGAUGGUGGUUGGACCGAAGUGAAGGAAACCAAGGAAGAGGAGCCAUCUGUAAAGGAGGAGGAAAUGGAAGUAACUCCAGAUGAUACGAUACGUGAAGUUCCAGUUGGAAAGGGUUUAUCAGGGGUUCUCAAACUUUUGCAAGAACGAGGUACUCUCAAGGAAGAUAUUGAAUGGGGUGGUCGAAACAUGGACAAGAAGAAGAGCAAGCUCGUAGGCAUCCGUAGCGAGGACGGGAAAAAGGAAAUAAACAUAGAAAGGACUGAUGAGUAUGGGCGAAUCCUGACUCCAAAGGAGGCUUUUCGGUUGCUUUCACAUAAAUUUCAUGGGAAGGGGCCUGGGAAGAUGAAGCAAGAAAAGCGUAUGCGGCAAUACCAGGAGGAGCUGAAGAUAAAACAGAUGAAAAAUUCAGAUACUCCAUCACAGUCUGUGGAGAGGAUGAGAGAAACUCAUGCUCAAACAAGAACUCCAUAUAUUGUUCUUAGCGGACAUGUUAAACCAGGGCAAACUAGUGAUCCUCGAAGUGGUUUUGCUACUGUUGAGAAGGACUUGCCUGGAGGUUUGACCCCUAUGCUUGGUGAUAAGAAGGUGGAGCACUUUUUGGGCAUAAAACGCAAGUUUGAACCAGGAGAGGGGAGCUCACAAAAGAAGCCCAAAAAUUAAUUUACUUUUCGCGGUUCAAGAUAUCCUUUUUGCUUUACGCACAAGAUCUUGUAAUUGUACAUAAAAAUCUAUCUACGCUGUGUGGCGUAAAUGGUUCAAUUGUGAUGCCUCUGUUAAAUGGCAUAGCAACAUGAAAAUAGUAGUGUACUUCACAUGUAGUUGACCAAUCCUACUGUUGCCUUGAUCCCUUUUUGGCCUUCAAAUCACAAUUCUAAUCGUGCUGAGGAGCAUUUCAACAUUUCUUCUGUAUUUGUCUUAUUGAUGAACGUAAAUUUCAUUUAGACGUUCAAAAGUA
Molecule: messenger RNA, 3142 nt
Organism: Solanum lycopersicum (tomato)
Lineage: Eukaryota; Viridiplantae; Streptophyta; Magnoliopsida; Solanales; Solanaceae
Product: SART-1 family protein DOT2
Biological process (GO): mRNA cis splicing, via spliceosome; maturation of 5S rRNA
Cellular component (GO): U4/U6 x U5 tri-snRNP complex
Source: RefSeq, a predicted model, not a curated record